GUUGUAUAAAAGCUGGAAUGGUUAACCCCGGGAGGAGAAGUUUGAGUUUAAUUUUCACUCCCACUGAAGAACUCGGCCAUUUUUAUAGCAGGUGCGGUCACUCUAAAAACCAAAACAAACCAGUCCUCCAUUUUACCGUCAAGUAGAACGGGUAAGCUCAAGCUAAAGACAAGUAGACGGAAAUAAUGGUUCUUUCUUCCAAAUUCCUCUCUCUCGCCAUCGUCGUCACGUCAUGUUUGAUCGCAUAUAUUUCAGCAGAUUCGCAAAGCGCUUCUGAAGGCGGCCUCUCACCCGCGCCCCAGCAGCAGCCCCUCCACUCGCUCCUCCCCCCUCGCUCUAGCUACCCCUCAGCGCUGAGCCCGAGGGACGCGCCCGCCAGCAGCGCAAGCGAUGCUGACGACUUUGUGUCUCUUGCUUCCAGAGGCGCGCCCAGGUUUGUAGGCAGGAGUGCCAAUGACGCUAUUCAGAAACGGUCGAGCGAAGAGGUCAGUAGCGGUAUACUUAGCGACAACCAUCGCUUAGACAAGAGGUCGGCUCCCUACUUCAUCGGGAAGAAAAGUUUGGAUGAGAAGCGGGCGUACAGCGCGCGCGGCGCCCCUUUCUUUAUCGGGAAACGUUCCGGGUAUUACCUGUCCCCCGGCAGAACAUCGUCCUCCCCCUACCUGUCGGCGCAAGAGUUCAAGGAAACUUUCCGGAGAACGGAUCCGUACUUUGUUGGCAAGCGUGUACUGGACGAGACAGAAGACUCGGACUUAUUCGACAAGCGCGGGGCACCCAGAUUCGUCGGGAAAAGGGGACCUCCAAGAUUCGUCGGGAAAAGGGGACCCCCAAGAUUCGUUGGAAAACGAGGAGCGCCCAGAUUUGUCGGAAAACGCGGAGCGCCAAGAUUUGUCGGAAAACGUGACGAAAAUGAAUUUGAUGACCUGUACGGGGUAAACGAUAGCUUUGAUCAGAUCGAUGACGCCGACUAUAUGAUGAGUCUCAGAGAGGUUGUUCCAUACCUCAGAAGUCUUCAAGACUUGCAGACGACAACAGAAGACGCCCAAGAAGCAGAAGAAGACAGCCGCGGCACAAAAGUUGGGCGUGCUGCACAAAAGUUGGGCGUGCUGCACAAAAGUUGGGCGUGCUGCACAAAAGUUGGGCGUGCUGCACAAAAGUUGGGCGUGCUGCACAAACGACGGUCAUGCGGCAUAAAAGAUGAUCAUGCAGCCCAAAAUUUGGGCAAGCGGCACAAACGUUGGGCAAGCGGCACAACAUGUGGGCAUGCGGCAGGCAAGUACACAUGGCAGCGAUGCAGCACCGAGAUCGCAGCAGGCGACCGCCACGCAGACGAGGCAGAGAACACAUCACCCGUCAAACGGGAUCUCAGGUCACAGGGCAUGUCCAUUGAACCUUCACUGGACGACGAGAAGGGUCCGUUCGACGUGGUGGAGGAACCUUCAUUCGAAGAACCAACAGACAAGCAGGACGCCGCUCUCAAGGGGGACGGGGGUUUUGUCAGUCAGGGUCCGGAGUCUGACGCCCCCGGGCAGCUAGUGGCCAAAAGAUUCACCGAGUUUGUCGGCAAACGCAGUGGGUACUCAGAGGCGAACGAUGAAGCUGAGGAUGAAAGAGAUGUGUCGAGCGACCGAGCGGAUUCCAUCAGUAAAGCUACCUACUGGAACCAGCUCCGACGGUUACUUCACACCAUGGAUUCGAUCAAGCGACAGUACGAAUUUGUCGGGAAAAGAUACGACUUCCUGGGGAAAAGGUACGACUUUCUAGGGAAACGCCGACCGUACGAUUUCAUUGGGAAAAGAUACGAUUUCGUGGGCAAACGUGCUCCAUACGAUUUCCUCGGGAAAAAAUCCUACGACUUCCUUGGGAAAAAAUCGUACGAUUUCCUUGGGAAAAGAUACGACUUUUUAGGUAAACGACCCGCAUACGAAUUCGACGAUGGCUUUGGAAUUGUGGGACAUAGUCCGAACGCACCCAGCUCUGCAGGAGACAUCAGCGCAAUGAAAAGGUAUUCAGAAUUCUUGGGUAAAAGAUCGGAAGAACUGGGACCGGGUGUUUCCGAGAGAUUGGCUGCUAUUCUCCAGAAUCCCGAACUUCGAAAGCGGUUGUCCCAAGCCUUGUCGCAGAGGUUCAAAGAACAUAUCCCAGAGUUCAUCGGCAAAUAAACUCCACUUCUUGUUUGCCAGAAAAAAAUAGAAUGUAACAAGUAAUAAAAGAAAUGUACGAGCAGUGGCUUCAAGUCUCGUGUUUUAUUUUUUGUAGGUUUGUAAUUUGGUCCGUUCGUGGCUUCUGACUGCUGAUCUUUGCGAAUAUUGUACGUGAAACAAGAGUUAUCCGCUUUGUUUUAAAGAUAUGGACUGCUAUCUACCAACCAAAAACAUUCUUAUAUUGGUACAAGAUGUCUUGAUGUGAAGGAGACUAUCGCCCAGAACCACAAGAAAAACAUUUGAAAACUUUUAAGGUAGAUUAAGGUAGAAUAAAUUAUAUUUAGAUCAAAUCGUGUAGAAGAAAGAAAUUUUGAAAUGUUUUAUUAUUAAUAUAUAGGUCUUUGCUUAGUAUAAUUUUCAAAUUAUUUUGAUUUGGAGAAACAUGGCAGCAAUAAAGAUGUCUGAAUAGG
This is a messenger RNA of Physella acuta, 2614 nucleotides long. RefSeq lists its product as uncharacterized. Lineage: Eukaryota; Metazoa; Mollusca; Gastropoda; Physidae. The record is from RefSeq and is a predicted model, not a curated record.